Messenger RNA from Oncorhynchus masou masou (cherry salmon), 2841 nucleotides. Its product is annotated as Kv channel-interacting protein 1-like. The record is from RefSeq and is a predicted model, not a curated record. The transcript has 7 exons. NCBI's taxonomy places the organism in Eukaryota, Metazoa, Chordata, Actinopteri, Salmoniformes, Salmonidae. Bases 302 to 955 code for a protein of 217 amino acids. Gene Ontology annotation, cellular component: voltage-gated potassium channel complex. Gene Ontology annotation, biological process: regulation of potassium ion transmembrane transport. Gene Ontology annotation, molecular function: transmembrane transporter binding; calcium ion binding; potassium channel regulator activity.
GGGAUAGUGUGUGAGAGAAAGAAAGAGAGAGCGAGAAAGAGAGAGCGACAGAUGGCUAUAAACCCAGGGGUGUCAGUGUUGCCAUACAGACAAAGGUAGCUCCGUAGUGCAUUUGCUCUCUCUCUCAUUCACACACACACUUACACACACAGGCAUUACAACUGCGUAGGUGUCAGACGGAAGAGGAAUGACACUGGCUUGCACACAGAGUAGCCUCAUGUUCAUAUCUUAACGGAAUCAGUUGUACCACACUCACACACUCAAUCAAUCGCACACACAAACCCCGUGUGCGGCCGUAAACAUGGGUCUCGUCAUGGGGACCUUUUCCAUGCAAUCCAAUAAGCAGGAUCGGACCUAUCGGAAAGAUAAAAUUGAUGAUGAUUUUGAGAUGAGCAUUGUGUGUCAUCGGCCAGAAGGGCUGGAUAAACUGGAGGCUCAGAGCAACUUCAGCAAAAGAGAGCUACAAGUCCUUUACCGUGGCUUCAAAAACGAGUGCCCUAGUGGGGUGGUGAACGAGGACACCUUCAAACAGAUAUACGCCCAGUUCUUUCCCCAUGGAGAUGCCAGUUCCUACGCACACUACCUUUUCGACGCCUUUGACUCAGCACACAGCGGAUCCAUCAAGUUUGAGGACUUUGUCAUGGCUCUGUCCAUCUUACUGAGGGGAUCAGUGAGGGAGAAGUUGACGUGGACUUUCAACCUGUAUGACAUAAACAGAGAUGGCUACAUCAACAAGGAGGAGAUGACAGACAUCGUCAGAGCGAUAUAUGACAUGAUGGGGAAGUACACCUACCCUGCCCUGAAGACAGACACUCCCAAACAACAUGUGGAUGCUUUCUUCCAGAAGAUGGACAAGAACAGAGAUGGAGUAGUCACUCUGGAUGAGUUCAUUCUGUCCUGCCAGGAGGAUGAAAACAUCAUGAGGUCCCUGCAGCUUUUCGAAAACGUCAUAUAAAUGAAACAGACAAAAGAGACACAGUGGGAAAACGAAAGAGAGAUAGGAAAGACCUUUGAACUGUGAGAAGAAAGAGCAGCCCACCAUUUAAUGGCAAAAAGGGACACACAUAAACUUUGCUGUCAGCAUGGUUAUGAGAGGUACUCAACACUGGCCGCCCAGCAACAGCUAUAUGCAUCUGCCGUGUGGCACAGUGUCUCACCAUCACAUUACAAUGGCAGUGACCAAUCAACGGGCUGGGUUAUGACCCCUCCCACUGACCUCUGACCCCUUGUACCUGUUUUUGAUCUUCCUGUGACCCUGUAAUCUUUCACCCUUGGUCCGAACUCUCUCAGUCUUGUUCUGUUGAUGUUGUCGUCGUUGUUAUGGUUACUGUUCUCCCAGAGAGUGUAUAUAACACAUGUUAAUUGACAUACUGACAUUAUAGAGACAUACACACACAUAUUAAGACAUACACACAUACCUACACUGUGUCAGGCCGGGAUUCAAUCCGAGGUGCACUAUUGAGCGAUCUCUUUGAACGUCGGGGAAGUUGCCCUUAAAAGUUGCACCGUCGACAGUCAGUGCGCUGCUCUAUAACACUCCUUGGAUUGAAUCCUGGCCUCAAUUUCACCACAAAUACAGUUUACAGAUACAAAUUGAGGACAUUUCCUGUACAUUUUCAUUUGUAGAAUUCAUGUGAUCUGUAUUCGACCGCAACAUAUUAAGAAAUAUAAAUUUAAAACAAGUCAGUCCUAACCCCGCUAAAUGCAGCACUCCUACUGUAUGUGUGUUAGUGUUAGUCAAUGUUUUUCAUGUUGUGGUGCCUUGUGUCAUUGUGUUUUUGGCUUCUAUCUUUCUGUCUGCACUGAGCUCCGUUCAUCUGCCUUUUGUCUGUCAAUCUGGCCAGAUGAUGUUCCCACCCACAGAACCUAGAUUGAAUGUUCUAUGGCAAUUUUGAAGUAGUGCUGAGCGAAUAACCAAAAUGUUGGUUUAUUUUCAGUUUGUAAAUAACUAAUUGACUGACAUUGGUUCCAUUAUUUGAAUUCCAUUUAGUUCUGCACCAUUUGUGCCAUUUCUCUAGAGAGAUUUCUCUCUGGGACAUCUUGUCCAGCUCAUCAGAGUUAAGCUCUGAAAACAUAGUAAUGAACUACAUUGACCAGAAUCCAUUGCCUACAGCUAGCUGCCUCCUGUUCUCAUUGGUUCUUUGCUGGGCAAGCCUGUGUGGCCGACAGACAGACACAGAGAGAUAGGAGAGGGCUAUUGAUAGUUGUUAUUUAGCAGUGUUAAAAGUAUGCCUUAUCUACUUUAUAGAACUACUUCAAAUGUGAUUUCAUCAGACAGCAGGCAGCUAACCAGCUAUGUAAGCCUGCUAUCCGGAAGGAUGACUCUGGGAGAACAGAGAUAGAUGGCUGGCUGGCAGCUACAGCCUAAGCAGAGAUGAGAUGAUGACUUGUAAUAAAAUAUUAAGUAAUCAAAUGAAAUUAAAAAAAUAUACACAACAACUGAAAUAUUUUAUUAAAGUAAUGUGAACAAGGGAUGGUUUGUUAAUAAGUGAUAUGCAGUAAUUGCAUAUCUUAGUGUAACCAUACUAAAAACAAAUAUGUAAUAUACAUAACCAAAAUAUUUAAUUUACUGUAAGUAAAGUCAUGUGAAUAAAUUAUGGUUUAGAGCCUAAUAACUGAUACUAAUAGGCUGUCACUCACUACCAUCAAUUAUUUUAUUCAUUGUUGUUACAGCAAUGAACAAUGCAUUUAUUGUAAAAAAUAAGAAAACCGCGAUUAUUUUUCAAAACCAAAACUGAACUCAAAAGCGCUAUUCGCUCAGCAGUAUUUUGAAGUGUAUUCUUAUGCUUUUUUGUGCCAAUAUGAGAGAGAGAGAGAGAGAGAGAGAGAGAGAGAGAGAGA